Passer montanus (Eurasian tree sparrow) is the source of this 3875-nucleotide messenger RNA. It is a transcript of the gene NECAB3, whose product is annotated as N-terminal EF-hand calcium binding protein 3. Lineage: Eukaryota; Metazoa; Chordata; Aves; Passeriformes; Passeridae. The transcript has 13 exons. The record is from RefSeq and is a predicted model, not a curated record. Gene Ontology annotation, biological process: regulation of amyloid precursor protein biosynthetic process. Bases 45 to 1895 code for a protein of 616 amino acids. Gene Ontology annotation, cellular component: Golgi cis cisterna; cytoplasm; endoplasmic reticulum. Gene Ontology annotation, molecular function: calcium ion binding.
CUAUUGGUGGUUAUUGGUAUCAAUCACAGCUCGUGGCCAAUCGGAUGGCGGCGGGGCGGGCCCUCCGCGGAGCCAAAGUUGGCUGGGGCGGCGGAGCCGCUCGGCUGAGUCGGGAUCGGCGGGGCGCGACCUGCGCACGGACCGGACCGGGCCGAGCCGAGCCGAGCCGAGCCGAACCGAACCGAACCGAGCCUGCCGAGCCGGCCCGAACCACCCUGCCGAAUCGAACUGAGCCCAGGCGAACCACCCUGCCAAAACGAACUGAGCCGCACCGAACAGAACCGAGCCCAUCCCUACAGCAGCGAACAGAACCGAGCCCAUCCCUAGAGCAGCGAACAGAACCGAGCCCAUCCCUACAGCAGCGAACAGAACCGAGCCCAUCCCUACAGCAGCGAACGGAACCGAACCCAUCCCUACAGCAGCGAACAGAACCGAGCCCAUCCCUACAGCAGCGAACAGAACCGAACCGAACCCGUCCCUCUGGCACGCAGCUGAUCCCCAAGGCACGGAACCAGACCCAUCCCUACCGCACCGAGGCCGUUCUUUCCGCACCCAGCCCAUCCCUACGGCACCGCACCGCUCCCGUGCCCCGCGGUACCGCACCGAUCCCGCACCCCGCGGCACUGCUCCGCAUCCCAGAGCACCGCACCGACCCGUGCCCUGCGGCACCGCACCGAUCCCGCACCCCGCGGCACUGCUCCGCAUCCCAGAGCACCGCACCGACCCGUGCCCUGCGGCACCGCUCCGCAUCCCAGGGCUCCGCACCGCGCCCUAAGGCUCGGCACCCUCCGGCCCCGCUCCGCCCCGCGGUGCCCGCAGCGCCCGCGCCCGCCGGGACCAUGAUGUCGUGUGCCGAGCUGCUGGCCGUGUGCCUGCUCUCCGCAGACCGCGGCCCCAAGCCCCGCCGCCAGCCGCUGCCCAUCUUCCACGACAUUUUCCGGCGAGCCGACAAGAACGAUGAUGGGAAGCUGUCAUUUGAGGAGUUCAAGAACUAUUUCUCUGAUGGCAUCCUGAGCUCGGAGGAGCUGUGGGAGUUGUUCAGUGGCAUUGACAGGCGUCACUCAGACAAUGUGGACACAGAGAAGUUGUGUGAUUAUUUCUCAGCCUACCUCGGGGAAUACAGGAACGUGCUCUCUGCCCUGGAAACGCUCAACGCUGCGGUGCUGGCAGCCAUGGACAAAACCAAGCUGAGGUACGAGACAGCCUCGAAGAUGGAGCAGUUCCUGACGCGGUUCCUGCUGCGGGAAACCAUGCACCAGCUGCAGUCCCUGCAGGUGUCCCUCGAGUGCGCCGUGGACACCGUGGAGGAGCAGGCGGGACGGGAGAGAAAGGAGGUCAAGAAAUCGGAGACUUCAGUUGGCCUGAGGUCAGGGAGGCGGUGUGGGCGCAGGGGACAGAAGAACGUCUGCCUGUCCCCAACAGACCCCUACUCUGGGAUGCUGACAACAGGUGUUUGUGUCGAGGACAACAGCCAGUGGAUGGCUCAGAUCAACAGGCUCCAGCAGCUCAUCGAGAAGCUGGAGUGCAAGAGCCCCCGCCUGGAGCCACUGAAGGAGGAAGCCAUGUGCAAGGGACAGGAUGCACACAUCCUGGUGGCCAAGCGGCAGAUCUCGGUGGCCACGAGCGGCAUCGAGGAGUUCCGGCAGGCGUUCCGCUCCUACACCGAGGGCACGGCCGGGCACAGCAGCUGCCUGCAUGUCUCUGCCUGCAAGCUGACGGACGAGGCCUGCUUCAUCCUCUACGAGUUCUGGCAGGACGUGACCUCGUGGAGGAGCCACUUGCAGUCCAGCUGCAGCAAGACUUUCCAGCAGUCCAUCCUCAGCUUGCUGGAGUCCCCGGAGCUGCUGACCACCAUGCUCUUCCCAGCUUCCUGGUGGAUCAUGAACAACAACUGACCCGGGGCAGCUCUCCAGGACACCAUCAGCAUGCGGGAGGACGUGGAACCUGGGCACAGCCCUUGUCACCUUUGUCACCUCCCUGUCCCUCCAUUCCCUCCUGUGGCCAGCGGGGGCUGCCUGCCCCCGGCCCUGCCAGUGUUUUCGCUCCUUUGCUCUUUUCAUGUUAAUUUAUUUAUUUCUCCUGCUCCUAAGCCAGUGUCCGAGCUGCCUGUGGGGGCUGUGGGUGGGGUGGCAGCCUGGCCCCGGGGGGACACGGGGCUGGUGCUGCCCUCAGUCCCUCCUGCACUCAGCUCCUCUUCCUCCUGGCUCUGAGGCUGCCCAGGGAUGGGCAGGGGGACACGGCCCUGGCCAGCUGUGACAUCCUGCCCAAGGAGCCAGGUGGCCUCAUAUGGAUUGUCAAGAGUGUUUUAUAGGGAAAAAAACAUUUCAUGAAGUACUUCUGGCAUGGUGUACCUGGCCAUGCCCUGCCACGCUGGCAGCAUGUGGCUUUGAGGCUGGCUUUGUGCCCCAGCAGCUGUGCCCACGGCUGGACCUGUCCCCAGCACAUGCCACUGCCAGGCAAGGCCGAGGGGCUCCAGGCUCUGCUGCUUCCUCAGCUGCCAGAACCCAGCCUGGGCAGUGGGGAGGGGGCUGGGCUGGGGGCACUACGUGAGGGGGGAAGGCUGGGGCAGACCCCACCUGCUCCAGGCUGGCACUGGGGUUUCCUUGGUGCUGCUGCAGCAGCAGAUCCUCUGCUGAGCCGGGAAAACAAGCAUUGUCACAGCCAGAGUGCAGGGAGUGGGAGGGCACAGGGCCAGGAGGGACACCAGCCACGCUCCUGGCCUGGAGAACACCAUCCCUGUGCCCCUGCCUGUCCUCACAGCAGUGUGGCACCAGGGGUGCCUGCACCCCAAUCCUCACUCACCCAGGACCUGCUACCCCCCAAGCUCUUCUCCCACUCCCCGUGGGUGCUGCUCCAGCAGAACCAUUGCUUUGAGUGUUUCUGCCCCAGUCCCUGAUGCAGGCAGGACAAGCUGUGCCUGAAGCUGCCUCCUGGGGACCCCCACACGCUGUGCUGGGUGGGUCUGACACGGUGGCACCCCUGGCCCCAGGGGGUGACAGCACAGCAGGUCUCUGGUUUUUAGGGUGCUUGUUUUGCUCCUGCAGGAGCUGCCUGGCUUUGGGGUGCCAGGGCUGACCUGGCUGAUGCCAGGAGCCACCUGCAUAGAUCAGGGAAGCUCCUGCUUGGAGGGACAGCAGCUGCUGCUGCCAGCCCAGCUGGGCACUGCCAGACCCCACCAGCCCAGGGCAGGCUCAGCACCCAAAGCACAAAUGCCCCUCCCAGGGAUGGGGGCAGGGCCUGUCCCUGUCCCCACGGGGACACAUCCCCAAGCACCCCACUGUCUCCCUGGUUAUCAGUCCCUGCUGCUGCCCCUGGCCAAAGCCAGGAUCUGCUGGGACCGUGGGGCAGCAGGGGCAGCUGCAGGGCCACACUGCUGCCCCUGGGAGUGACAAACAGGGGAUGCAGGGAUAUGCUGGAGCCACAGCAGCACCAUCAGCAAGGGACAGACUGUGCCAGGGCACAGCCAGGGGGGUCAGAGAGGGGCAGCCACAGGGGCAGAGCUGCAGCAGGCACUGGUUUGGGAUUCCUGAGCUGCCUCCCCAGCCCUGGGUGGGGUUCACCCCUCAGUUUUGGGUUUUUUCACCACUGGAUUAAUGUUUGCAGCAGCCUGGAGACCGAAAUCCUCAGAUUAAGCCAAGGUGUGGGCAGGGGGCAUCCCUGGGGGGCACAGGGCUGGCAGUGGCAGCCAGCUGAGACAGAGCCCUGCAGGCUGCUCUGUGCUCACCUAAAAAAAGAUCAUUUAAAAAAAGCUCAGAAAACAACACACUGAGCUAUAAACUCAAAGAAAUCACUGAGGAUAGGGCUGAACUGCAGCUCUGCCUGCACUUGCUCCCAGGCUUUGCCCACAACAUCACCACCACAGGGAGGCAAUUUUU